AAUGUCACGGCAAGUUUGACAAGCGGCUCUAGGAACCAGCCUAUUCGUAGCCUAGCCUAGUGCCAGGCUUGGAAGUCUCAAUAGUGUGACUACUGCCAGCCACUCCUCUCCACCGCUUUAUCUUGAGCGCGAGAUUCGCGUAGUCAACUCGUCGGCGCAGAGUUGUUUUGGUUGUCGCGAGAGACACAUAAAUCAGGAUUUGCCACGUCAGCGCGUCAGCUCAGGGAUUGCCGCCUCCCCGAAUUCAUAGCCAUGGCUCUCUCUUCUGUGGCCACUGUCUCUCUCCCUGGGUCGUUGAACCAAUCCCUGGCAACAAAUGGCCGGCUUUCAUCGGCAAAAAGCGUAGUGUCGCAGCCCCUCGGUACACGUUAUCCUUGCUCAACUGACGAUUCGGUGACCCGGCGUUCAGUAGCGGUGAAGGCUCUCUUUGGCUGGGGCAAGCCCAAGGCCGAUCCGCCCUCCAAGUCCCCCCCGAAGAAGUCACCUCCGGCUAAGGGAAAGGUGUCCAGGGCAUCUUGCAGCACGUGCAGGGGCACAGGAGGCGUGGACUGCCCCAUCUGCAAGGGGACGGGGAAGAGCAAAACCAAGGGCAACAUGCUCGAGAGAUGGAAGUGCUACAAGUGCCAGGGUUUUGGGCUGGUCAGCUGCCCCAACUGUGGGUCAGGAGGGCUGACCCCUGAGCAACGGGGCGAGCGAUGAUCGUAGGAGCUAUAUGGUACACGAGUUGAAACUUUUAUUGCUACAAAUGUCAGGGUUUCGCUUUUCGGCCUGGUCGGCUGCCUGAACUGUGGGUCUGGUCUGGAGGGUUCACCCACGAGCAACGGGGCGAGCGAUGAUUGUACCGUAGGACCUAUAUGCCCAUGUUUUGGCCUGAUGCCCCUGUCAUGGGGUAGAAUGACGCAGCAAGGCAUGCUGCCGGACCAGCCAAUGCUGCUUCAGCAAGGAAUGGUGAUGCAAAAUCAAGGCAUGCUGCCAAGCAUGCCACCCCCACUCCCUCAAGGGCUGUUGCUGCUGCUGACACUGCUGCUGCUGCCGACGCCAGUGCUGCAUCUCACCUCAUGAGUCAUGGCCUCCUUUCUCCCCUCGUGGUGGCGGGAGAGUCAUGAAGUCACAACCAGUCCUAACCAUUGGGACAAGGGAUGUCACCAAGAGGGUUAGGCUCCAUAUAUCCACCUUCCCCGGGGAAAGCCUCCCCAGUACCCUCCCCAGAGGUAGAGAGAGGAUCGAUAGGGUUAUCCCAGUGUCACGACAGGGAGCGUCUGCCAAAGGCAGUGUCAAGGGGGCCAAAGGGGGGAGAUGGUCGGCAGAUGGGGGAGCACGGGCAGCAGGGGCAGAAGCCGCUGUGCUGCCAGGCAACGAGAGGGCGAGUUUUGGCACAAGGGGGGCGUUGUCGUGUUGAGCAAGGCACGACGGGCUUCUGGCAUGCAUGAGCGGGAGCAAGGCAGAAGGGAAAGGCGGAAACGAGGGGGUGAUGGGCAGUAAGGGGAUGGGCAGCUAGAAGAUGGGUAGAGAGAGGAUUGGACGGGAAGUUUUCUCUCCCCCCCCCCCCUCCUCUGUCAAACAUAUUUAUAUAUGUAAUAAUAGGCUAGAUAGGUGCAUGCUCUUAGAGGGUACAACCACUU
Molecule: messenger RNA, 1622 nt
Organism: Closterium sp. NIES-67
Lineage: Eukaryota; Viridiplantae; Streptophyta; Zygnematophyceae; Desmidiales; Closteriaceae
Source: the annotation of a GenBank genome assembly